This is a messenger RNA of Hemiscyllium ocellatum (epaulette shark), 1766 nucleotides long. Its product is annotated as membrane cofactor protein-like. NCBI's taxonomy places the organism in Eukaryota, Metazoa, Chordata, Chondrichthyes, Orectolobiformes, Hemiscylliidae. The record is from RefSeq and is a predicted model, not a curated record. The transcript is spliced from 14 exons. Bases 180 to 1595 code for a protein of 471 amino acids.
UUAACGGAAAUUGGGCUCGGGGCACAUCUGGGAGGAGGAUAGGCCCGGGACUGAAACACCGGCGAGUUUUGCAAAAAGGCUCAAUGUUACUGAGUUAGAGUCUAACAGUUCUGUGGAAGGAGUAUUCUAGAGUUUUCAUAAUAUCCCCGAAUAUUAAACAACGGAGAGAGGAUUGUGAAAUGUUAGAGAGACUCAUCCUCGCUCUCAUGGCGACCGGGGUGACCCGGGUAACCGGUGACUGUAGCAAACCUCCGCUGUUGGAAAAUGGAUUCCCAACAAACAAAUUUACUCCUGAGACCUUGUUUGGUGUGGGUACAGAGAUCACUUAUAAGUGUAAUUUAGGCUAUGUAUUUAAGAAAGAAAUGUUAAAUGGUUCAAGAUCUGUUAAUUGCAAGGAAGAUUCAACAUGGACACCACUGGAGGUCAUUUGUGAACCAAAGAUAUGUGGUAACCCAGGCAAGAUAGCAAAUGGAUAUUACGAGGCACCAAAUGCUACUUUUGGAAGUAAAGUUAUUUUUCACUGUGACACAGGAUAUAAGAUGGUGGGUCGAAGUUUUCGGGUUUGUAAAGCUGAUGGUUGGGAUGGCCAAAUCCCAACAUGUGAAGCCGUCACAUGCGAUGACCUUCCACCUAUCAGUAAUGGGAAAACUCCAUCACUACCUCGUGGAGAUCACUGGCAAUAUGGAAUGGUUGCAGUAUAUUCUUGUAACAAUGGCAAUUCGUUGAUUGGUGCUGAGAAACUUAUUUGUACAGAGUCUGGAAAGUGGGACAAUGACCCACCUACUUGCAAAGUUGUUGAAUGUCAACGUCCUGAACUGCCUGCCAAUGGCAAAAUAAAAGAAGGAUUUGGACCCAAAUAUAGAUAUCAAGAGACCAUCAGUUAUAUCUGUAAUGAAGGCUUUGAGAUGGUUGGCAACCAUGUGAUUGAAUGUAAAGAGAACAAUACAUUUAUACCAUCACCACCUAUCUGCAAACCAAGGAACUGUGGUAUUCCAGGAAAUAUAUUGAAUGGAUAUUAUGAGCUUCGCAAUGCAACUUUUGAAAUGAAAGCUACUUUUUAUUGUAACGAAGGAUACCGGAUGGUGGGUAGGAACUACCGGCUGUGUAAAGCUGAUGGUUGGGAUGGCCAAGUCCCGACAUGUGAAGUUAUCUCAUGUGACCUUCCACUUCUUAAUAAUGGGACAGUUUCAUCACCACCUGGGGACCAUUGGGAACCAGGAAUGGUAGCAAACUAUUCUUGUGAUAAUGGUUAUUCAUUGAUUGGUGCAGAAAGACUGACUUGUACGGCAUCUGGAAAGUGGGACAAAGAUCCACCAACAUGCAGAGAAUCAAAAAUGCCCCAGACUCGUAAAAUUGGAGAGACCAAGGAGAAGCCCCCUGCAACCAUCGUAGAAGAUGAAGGAGGACUUGGUACGACAGGUAUUGUUGUCAGUUGUAUUAUUGGUAUUUGUGUCGGAAUUGGUGGUGCUGCUGGAUUAUCCUUUUAUAAUAAGAAACGACAGCGUACCAUGUGUAAGAAGGUUCACAUCAACCCUCAACCCAGUGAAAACCAAGUGGAGGCCAAUGUUAAUGAGUACCAUGAUGACCCAGCAUGAUCUUUAAUGAAGUCGAACUUAUGAUUAUAGAAGAUCAAAACUCUAAAUAGAUUCAAUUUUGAUGCAAACUUCUAACAAAAUCCUACUUCAGUUCAUCACAUUUCUGAGCAAAUGAACUGAUGAAUCUACCUUCUCGGAUAUUACAAAGCAACAUUGAUGCAGCUGUCGAUA